AUGUGGAGAAUUCUGCGUUUUGCAACAAUUUUCCUUCUGCCGGUGAUCGAAAGGAGCCACGUGUUGGGAAAGUUUUGCUAUGAAAAUGAAAAAAUACCCAGAUUAGUGCAGAAUAAAACAAAGGGAGUUGAGUAUGGGGUGUGCACCUACUACUGCAUGUUUUCCGAGCACAGUUUCCCAGUAACAGUUCCAUCAGAAAAAUUGAUAUGCACUUUGGAAUUCGAUGAGCAGCAGAAGCAAGUCUGCUGUGAAGGAUACCACCGACACGGAAGUGAAUGUUUGCCAAGCUGUAAGCAUAAAUGCGUUUUUGGCGAAUGUACCGCUCCGGAAACGUGUACCUGUUAUGCUGGUUAUCGGAAAGUUAACGAGUUUCUUUGUGAGCCAAUUUGUGAUAUUCCAUGUGAAAAUGGUAAUUGCGUGGCACCAAAUUCAUGCAUCUGUCGAGAAGGUUUUGUGCCUGAUGAGUAUGGAAAAUGUGUGGAGCAGUGCGAGAAAAGGUGUCUUUUUGGGUGGUGCGAAGAAAAUCGGUGUCGAUGCUAUGAAGGAUAUCAACUUGAUCCGAGUAACGACGAGCGCUGUAUUCCGCUUUGUGAACCAGAUUGUCAGAACGGAAGCUGUGUGCUGCCAAAUGUUUGUCAGUGUGCUGCAGGUUACACCUUAUCACGAACUGAACAGUACGUUUGCAAACCUGUCUGCAACGGAUCAUGUCACAAUUGCAUUGCUCCCGAUGUUUGCCAGUGUGAGGAAGGCUACAAGUUUAAUUCCAAGCAUGAAUGUAUCCCCCUAUGCGACCGCACCAACUGCACCAACGGCAACUGUAUAGGCCCGGAAAUGUGCCAGUGCCACGAAGGAUUUCAGUUCAGCGGAGAUGACGCAGUCGGAUGUGUACCAGUUUGCGAGAGCGGAUGCCCAAACGGACGGUGCCUGGCUCCAGAGGUUUGCGUGUGUGAUCAUUCGUAUCGCAUGGGACCACGUGGUGCUUGUGAACCCUUCUGUCCCGAUGGCUGUCCAAAUGGAGUCUGCACGGCGCCGGGGGUUUGCCAAUGUACGGCAGGAUACAAAAGGAACGAUUACCAUGGAACAUGUGAACCGUACUGUAGCAAACCGUGUGAAAAUGGAGUUUGCAGUGGUCCAGAUAGAUGCACUUGCAUUCAGGGUUACCAACUGGAUCGAAUGGAUCUUGCGAAAUGCGUUCCCAAGUGCAGUAGGCCGUGUGUUCAUGGAAGGUGUGUUGCUCCUGGCGUUUGCGAGUGCAACAAAGGAUACUCAAAAUUAGAGAGCAGUCCAAACGUGUGUGAAGCUAAGUGUAGUAGUGGAUGCUUAAAUGGGCAAUGCGUGGGUCCAGAACGUUGCGAGUGUCUACCAGGAUAUUUCGCGACGGCCAGUGCUACAAGCUCUAAAAAGUCCGUUUGUACACCGUACUGUCAGAACAAGUGCGUCAACGCCUACUGCAUCAAGCCGAACGUGUGUCAGUGCAUUUCCGGUUAUCGAUUCGUGGACAACAGCAGCACCACAUGUGAGCCAAUUUGCGAUGAAAGUUGGGUAGAUUGUAGAAAUGGUCGCUGCAUUCAACCGAAUAUUUGCGAGUGUGAUGAGGGUUUUUCGCUGUCCAUUCGAGAUGGCAGAAUGGUUUGCGAAUUGGAACCAUGCAAAAAACUUUGUGUGAAUGGUUACUGUAUGGGCGAUGGAUUGUGUGUGUGCUUCGAAGGAUACGUUCGUUCGUCCAGAUUUGAUUACGUUUGUGAGCCGUUUUGUGAGGCUGGGUGUGGUGAGAACGGGGUCUGUAUUGCUCCGGAUGUAUGUAUUUGCAAAGAAGGGUUUGCUCUUUUGGGUAAUGGCUUUUGUGAACCAUUUUGCAAUAGAAGUGUUGUGGAUUGUUCGAAAGGAGCAUGUUUAGGAAGUAAUCUUUGCCAAUGCUCUGAGGGUUAUUAUUCGAGAAAAGGUCAUACUGGAGUUGUGGAAUGCGUACCAAUCUGCAUCACUGGUUGCAUAAAUGGAAACUGUGUUGCACCUGGUGUUUGCGAAUGUGAAAAUGGAUUUCACCUUGACGUUGAGCUGGGGAGCUGCAAAGCGGUUUGCAAUCCUCCAUGUGGUCACGGCGAUUGUAUAGAGCCAAACCACUGUAAGUGUCACAAUGGAUUCGUUGCAGAUAUUAAAACACACGCUUGUGUGCCUCAUUGUGACACGCAGAUUGUAGAUUGUAGCAACGGAAUCUGCGAAGGAAACAAUUUUUGCCGUUGCCACGAUGGCUUCUAUUCUGGUUUAAGUAACGGGGUGUUACGAUGUCUUCCACUUCCGGAAAUAUCUGAACCAUGCCCAGCAGUUGUUUGUCCAGCAGAACCAGUGGAACCCGUUAGUCAGACAUGUAUAGAUGCAGAAACGACCACAACGGUGGCACCUCAUUUAUGCGAAUGCCCAACAGACGCACCUUGUCCUCAAGUUACUUGUCCCACAUCACCUGCUCCAGAAUGUACGCAAAACAUGGUUAGUUUCGAGAACACGGUUUGUGAUGAAAACUACGUCGACUGCAGUCAGGGAACUUGUCUGGGAAACAAUAUUUGUGAAUGCUAUCCUGGGUAUAGGAAGGCCGUUGAUGAACAGGAAGUUGUUUACUGUGAACCUGUGUGCGAGAUUCCUUGUACGAAUGGAGUUUGCGUGGGUCCGAACUUGUGUGAGUGUAACGCCGGGUACACUGAUGUUGGAUUUGGGUUUUGUCAUCCCAAGUGCGACGAACCGUGUAUUAACGGAUACUGUGUUGGACCUAAUGUUUGUCGCUGCUGGCCAGGAUAUGCGGAAGAGUGGGAUGGAAUUUGUCGAAAGGCAUGUGUGCCAAUUUGUGUGGAUGGAAUUUGUGUGCAUGGAAAGUGUGUUUGUGCAAAAGGGUGGGAAUUGACUGAUGGUAAUGUUUGCUUUGAGACCAGAGAAGAGGAGAUGGUUAUUGAAGAUAAUUCUGAGCUUGUACGAGUUUUGGGAGGUCAAUUCGAGUGCGAUGAUGGGUUCGAGUAUUCAGAAGAGCAGAAGAAAUGCUUUCCCGUUUGUAAGCGGUGUGCAAAUGGUGACUGUGUGGCUCCGAACGUGUGCGAAUGUCACGCAGGAUUCGUUCGAAUAUAUAUUGAUGGGUUAGGAUCCUGUCAGCUGGAUGAGUCGUCCACGGAUCUGGGUCCGUCGGAGGAAGAGCUGGUCGAACUGGAAUCCGUCGAAGAAGUGGCAGUGCAGUCGCAGAAACCUUUCCGAUUAUUUUCAAUGUUCGAUCGAUCUCAUCUUUUCCUAGCCCUGCUAGCUUUUUCGGUUGCAUUGAUUAUAAUGCUCAUAUCCUAUUGGACAUGUACCUACUUGAAGAAAGAAGAUCCAAUACCUGUCGAAACUAGGAUUGAUUAG
This is a messenger RNA of Sabethes cyaneus, 3378 nucleotides long. Its product is annotated as fibrillin-1-like. The record is from RefSeq and is a predicted model, not a curated record. Bases 1 to 3378 code for a protein of 1125 amino acids. Lineage: Eukaryota; Metazoa; Arthropoda; Insecta; Diptera; Culicidae. The transcript is spliced from 7 exons.